AUGUUCAACAAUCGAAUCUCUCAAUUGCACAUAUUUUAUCACAUUUUGACUGAAAUGAGUCCAACAAUGCAAUCACAUUCGAUACCCGAAGAAUCCUAUUGUGCACCGUGGGAUUUAGGAGUUCAAGAAGAAAAGCUAAGACUUCUCAAUGAACACCAUCAAACAUCAUCAAUAAAAAAGAAUUCGAAUACAACGUUUCACUUACCUCUCACAAAUCAACAACCAGCAAAUAUCUCUUUUCAUCGAACCUCUUCUGUACGUGGAUCAUCAAAAUUACCAUCUGAAAUUCCUCUAUUACCAUCACGUGAUUUCAUAGCGAAUUAUCAAUCCAAUCAUAAUCCAAAUAUAAAACAUGGUAAUUCAUCGUUGAAGAAACUCUCUAAUUGUUUCCAUACACAUACGACUCGAACUGGUAACAUAUCGUCACCGAAGAAAGUAACCAGUAAAUGUGAUAAUCAAGCGAUGUCAUUUGAAACAGCUUUACUUCGUUUUAAAUGUCUCAGUGCAUCUAUUCACAACAAUUCUCUACCUAAACCAGGACUUUCAUACGAACAACCAUGGCAUGAAUUUAACGCAUCACAUCUUCAUAAUCGCCAUGGAAGAUCGCUACAGAAACUCCCAAAUACCGAAGAAAUACAACAACAUUGCAUGUCACCGGCGUUCUCUUCUGAUGCUUCUUACCGACAAGCGGAUGAUUUAGCAACCGUGCCCAUCGAACGAUAUUUUUGGUAUCACUCUACGAUGACUCGACGUCAAGCGGAAAGUAUUUUAGAAUGUCGACUUUCGGGCAGCUUUCUCGUACGUCAAAGUGAAAGUGGAAAAGCCGCUGAUUAUUCGCUUUCCAUCAAAACACCAACAGGCUGUAUGCAUAUGCGUAUCUGCUACUGCAACGGUUUCUACGUUCUUGGUGAAUGUUCUCGACCAUUUUCAAGCGUCGCUUACAUGAUAAAAUAUUUUAGUCAAAUAUCUGUUCCAAUUCGUGGUGCGCCACAUAUUAAACUAGGUACACCGGUCUCACGAAACGAAUUAUUAUCAACAUCACUUAUUUCGACUGAAGAACUCUUGUGA
Adineta ricciae is the source of this 1068-nucleotide messenger RNA. The record is from the annotation of a GenBank genome assembly. NCBI's taxonomy places the organism in Eukaryota, Metazoa, Rotifera, Eurotatoria, Adinetida, Adinetidae.